Molecule: messenger RNA, 1017 nt
Organism: Paramuricea clavata
Lineage: Eukaryota; Metazoa; Cnidaria; Anthozoa; Malacalcyonacea; Plexauridae
Source: the annotation of a GenBank genome assembly
AUGGCCCUAAUAAAAGCGCGACAUACCUGGAUGGAAUGGUUGGAUGGUAAUGCUAGUAUGGUACGCGUCUUCUCUUUUGAUUUCAGUAAAGCUUUUGACACUGUAGCGCACGAGAUUUUAUGCAAUAAGCUGAAGAAGCUUCCUAUUAGUCCCUAUAUUACCAAUUGGAUCAUCAAUUUCCUAACCAAUACGUAUCAACGAGUCGUUGUUGAUGGCGUUAAAACAGAAUAUUUGCCUAUAAAUCGUGGAGUUCCUCAAGGAACAGUAUUAGGUCCAAUACUGUUUUCUAUAAUGAUUAAUGAUAUCCGUCCUGUUCAAGCCUCAAACUUAAUUGUUAAAUUUGCAGAUGACAUAAAUCUAGGGAUUAAGGUCACAGAUGAUAGUGACGCCUCUUAUAUGGAAACAAACAAUAUUAUCAACUGGGCGGAAACAAAUCGCAUGAAACUUAACUAUAAAAAGACGUGGGAGAUGGUCAUUCGCGGGAAGAUAACCCGGCCACUUCCUGCGCCUCUGCCUAUGAUUGUUCGUAAAAGUUGGUUGAAGAUACUUGGUGUAACGUUUCAAGAGAAUCCUUCCAUGUGGGACAUGCAUCUAGAUGAAUUAAUGAGUAAAGCCUGUAGCAGAAUGUACAUUAUUCGGAUUUGCAAAUACUACGGGUUUUCUUGGAAAGAGCUGGAUCUUCUGUUCCAUAGUCUUAUUUUAUCAAUAAUAGUUUUUAGUAUAGAGGUCUGGGGAUGUGCGUCGUAUUCUAAGUAUCUUAGUCAAGUAGAUCAACUUUUAAAACGUGCAUAUAAGUAUGGAUAUCUUAUGUAUCAGGUAUCGAUUGUUGAUAUAUUAAACAAUAAAGACAGAGAUUUAUGGGAGAAAACAACUACGGAUCCCAACCAUGCCCUACAAGUUUUGCUGCCUCCUAGUCGUCAAUUGGAAUUACGCAAUCGCGGACAUGAUUAUGAACUACCGAGAGUUCGAACAGAAAUGUUUAAAAGAGUGUUCGUUAAUAGAUGUCUUUUUAACUUC